AUGUCGCCAUCAACCUCUAAAUACUCCUGGACUACAAUUGGAGUCCUGGCACUUCUAGCCGUCUCCACUGUUUACGCGCAUCCAAUUCAGGAGUCAACAACGGAAGAACAAGCCCAGUCUAUGCCUGCUGUGCUGCCCCGCGACCCGAGACUAAUCCCCGAUACUGAACACUACCUUGCCGAAGUCUUCGACCUACUGGGUGUUUCAUACCCAACACCCACAGAGUCAACUCCGAUAGAAACACCCACAGAGACACCUCUAGCAACCCCCUCCUCCACUGGCGUCACAAGCCCCCUCGUCAACGCCGAACACGGAGAACCGAUAAACCUCGACGCAACACCGGUCAUCAGUGGCAGCGGCGUCACGUAUUCGGCUACCAUCAAGCACGGAAACCAGAAGCCGAUCGAGAACAUCCAAAUUGGAUCAGGCUACCAUGGUGAAAAGAAGUUGUCCGCUUCAGAUCUGCCGAUUAUCUUUGCUGCUAUGGAGACGGCGAUUGCGUCUCGAUGGCGGGAUGUGAUUGAUAGCUCUGAUGAGCUUGGAUUGGAUGAGGACUUCAUGCUGUGA
Penicillium cataractarum is the source of this 567-nucleotide messenger RNA. RefSeq lists its product as uncharacterized. Bases 1 to 567 code for a protein of 188 amino acids. NCBI's taxonomy places the organism in Eukaryota, Fungi, Ascomycota, Eurotiomycetes, Eurotiales, Aspergillaceae. The record is from RefSeq and is a predicted model, not a curated record. The transcript has 2 exons.